CGACAUAUUUAGUUAUUUACUGCAACGUGAUUCCUGAUUCGGGAAUUUUGAUCGUGUAAUCGUGUAAAUGCGUACUCUGCCUCGUUUUGACAAUCUAAUUUUUUAGUAAUUUGAUAAUUUUAUAUCAGCAUACCUCUUACCUCUAUAAUAAGCUCAUGAUGUGUUCUAUUAACGAAGAAAACUUAGCCGAAGAGACCAUGGUCGCAACUCCCAAACUAUCAGUUACAGAUGCAAUAUGCCGCAGAUGUAACAUACUAAAGGCUCAAGUUCUUCUACGUAAAACAGAUCCAUACUGUCGUGAUUGUUUUAUGAAGUAUGCUGUCCAUAAAUUCCGUUCCACGAUUGGGAAAGCACAUGCUCUUAAACAUAAUGAACAUGUUUUAUUGGCAUAUUCUGGAGGAUUAUCUAGUGGGUCCAUGGUAAAGCUUAUUAAAGAAGGCUUGGAUCUCUCAGAAAGUAAAAAAAUUAAAAUGGUGUUCAAACCUACUUUAGUACACAUAGACGAAGGUUUAAUUUUGAAUCUUUCCAAACACGAAAGGAAAGAAACCACUGAUUUUGUUCUUGAGCAGGCUAAAAAAAAUGGCUUUGAUGUUUACAUCUGUAGCCUUGAGUACUGUUUAGCACCAGACCUCAAUGACUUGAAGCUGGAAAUGAAUUCUUACCAAAUCGAAUCUUCUAUUUAUGAAAGCCAACUGGAGACGCUAUUUGGUUCUGUGAAAAGUCUUACGGCAAAGGAAGAUUUACUAAUUCGUUUGAAACAGCGUUUGAUCACACUUUUAGCUACUCGAUUGAAUCACGCAAAAGUAUUUUUAGGUCCAAAUGCUACUAGAUUGGCCGGCCAACUUCUAUCUGCUAUCGGUCAAGGAAGGGGGGCUCAGAUUGCCCAUGAGAUAGGAUUUACGGAUUCUCGUACCGGUACUGUUUUUCUACGACCUAUGCGUGAGUUUGUCGAUAAAGAAGUGGCGUAUUUAGCAAAUUUCUUAGGGGUUGAUUCAGUGUGCCUGCCUACAUUGUCAUCAAAGUUAGGUUCAACUGCCAGUAUUGGGCGAUUAACUGAAGACUUCGUAGUAACUUUGCAGACCAAUUUUCCAGCUACAAUUUCAACUUUAUUUCGUAUCAGUGAUAAACUUAAAUCAAACAUUGCUGAUCCGAAUCCAUCCGAUUGUGAAAGAGAUUCACUUUGUCUUUUAUGCCUUUCGGCCAUUGAAGAGUCCUCAGUUUGUAGUGCAUCAACCGCUCGACACAUUUCACAGACUAUUUCGCGAAGUGGACCGAAUGAUGAUUUGAGAAACCAUUCAUCGCAAUCCGUUGGAACUGGUCAGCAUCAGGACUCAACAUCGUGCAAUUCUAAUUGCAAUUCUCAGGGCAAACCGUGUUGUAAGACGUCGAAUGACCAAAUCCAGAGUGAUUGGAGUGCUGUUCUUUGUUACGGAUGUCGCAUAACAAUGGAAGAUGUAAAAAAACCUGAACUGAUGCCCAUAAAUUAUCUUGAAGAACUUCGGCUGCGAUCCCGUCGACAAGUGAUGCGACAAUCCGUAGAACAGUUCUUGUUGUAGUUCUGAAUAAUCGGUUUAAAUAAAUGUUAAACUG
This is a messenger RNA of Daphnia pulex (common water flea), 1590 nucleotides long. RefSeq names its product cytoplasmic tRNA 2-thiolation protein 2-B-like (gene Ctu2). Gene Ontology annotation, molecular function: tRNA binding; sulfurtransferase activity. The record is from RefSeq and is a predicted model, not a curated record. Lineage: Eukaryota; Metazoa; Arthropoda; Branchiopoda; Diplostraca; Daphniidae. The transcript has 6 exons. Gene Ontology annotation, biological process: tRNA wobble position uridine thiolation. Gene Ontology annotation, cellular component: cytosol. The coding region runs from base 156 to 1556 and encodes 466 amino acids.